AUGCCUGCCAAUGCAACAAAAUACUGUCCUCGUCCGGACCACAGUACCCUCCAGCUUCCUUGCGGCCAUCCGAGUUGCCAGCGAUAUUUCAAGACUGCUGCUGGAAGGACAAAACAUAGGCUGUCAGCGCAUCCAAUAAUCCCACAACCUGUCUCAGCUCCCUGUCCACCUUUUCCCGAACUCUUGGACCCAGGAAAUGACCAGCAGCGUGAAGAUGAUGUUCCUUUCAAUGCUGAUGAAGUCCCUAGGCCAUCGUCUCCACCUGCUGAUGUCAAUGCAAAAUUUUAUGGACCGGGAAAGCAGUUUUAUCGAAAUUAUCAUAAAGGUCUUGAUGGUCGACCUUGUGACGAAAACAGUGUGUUUCUUUCUCCGGGCACUCUGCCACCUCCACUUGUUGAGCAUCCUGCUGAUGACUGGACACCAUUUUGGAAUCGGAUUGAAUUCGAAGCUGCUGAAUUCUUAUUUUGCAAAGAUCAAAUGUCCGCCUCCCAUAUUGACACCUUACUUGACCUGUGGGCCGCUACACUUGCAAAACACGAUGAUCAUCUGCCCUUUGCUAAUCACCGAGACUUAUAUCAGACAAUUGAUAGUAUUCCGCUUGGAGAUGUGCCAUGGCAGAAUUUCGCAGUCAAAUUUUGUGGUGACAAACUGGACGUCGACAUUCCACCAUGGAUGAACGGCUCUUACGAUGUAUGGUUUCAAGAUCCAUGUGAAGUCGUCCGCAACAUGCUCGCAAACCCAAUGUAUGCAGAUGAAAUGGAUUAUCAGCCCUACUGUGAGUAUGCCUCAGCAACUGAUGAACGCCAGUGGAAGGACUUCAUGUCUGCUGAUUGGGCAUGGGAUCAGGCGGACGAAAUUUCCAAAGAUCCUGACACGGUUGGGGCAACCUUUGUUCCCGUUAUUCUCAGCAGUGAUAAGACAACCGUCUCGGUUGGCACGGGCAACAAUGAAUAUUACCCGCUAUAUCUUUCUAUCGGCAAUGUUCGAAACAAUGUCCAUCGAUUUCUCGCCAUGCCAAAAAUGCACGCUGAGGAUCCGAAGUUCCGAAAGUUUCGUCGUCAGCUGUUUCACUCUUCCCUUUCGAAAAUUCUUCAGCCCCUCAAGCCUGGAAUGACGAAACCCGAAGUGGCUCGUUUUGGAGACGGUCACUUCUGUCAUGUUGUCUAUGGACUCGGACCCUAUAUCACUGAUUAUGAAGAACAGGUCCUGUUGGGAUGCAUCGUCAAACGCUGGUGUGCAAGGUGUCUUGCAUCACGUCUUAACCUUGAUGAUGAUGCCUUGGACCAUUGCCGCGAAUAUGUGGAUGCUCUGGUGGAGGAAGGUACUCUAUUGGAGAUCUGGGAUGAUUAUGGAAUUGUUGGUGACAUUGUGCCAUUUACCAAUGAUUUCCCCCGCGCUGAUAUAAACCGACUCAUUGCCCCUGAUCUCCUUCACCAGCUGAUCAAGGGAGCUUUCAAGGACCACCUUGUAGAUUGGGUGGAGAAAUAUUUGUUACUGACCCAUGGAAAACGCGAAGCUCAACGAAUCAUGGACAACAUUGACAGAAGAAUUGCGGCUGUUGCAUCCUUCACAGGUUUACGACGUUUUCCUGAGGGACGAGGGUUCAAACAAUGGACCGGAGACGACUCAAAGGCACUUAUGAAGGUGUAUUUGCCUGCAAUUGAGGGCCACCUUCCACAGGACAUUGUACGCGCCUUUCGCACACUUUUAGAGUUUUGUUACCUUGUCCGCCGCAACAUUAUCACAGAGAAGACCCUCACCAAAAUUCAAGAUGCGCUCGCACGAUUCCACCACUACCGCGAAGCAUUUCGAGAUGCAGGUGUUGUUCCCACAUUUUCCUUGCCACGUCAGCACUCGCUCAAGCAUUACAUCCAACUUAUACGACUUUUUGGUGCCCCGAACGGCUUGUGCUCAUUGAUUACCGAGAGCAAGCAUAUCAAGGCCGUAAAGGAGCCUUGGAGACGCUCGAGUCGCUUCAAUGCACUUGGUCAAAUGCUGCGGACCAACCAGCGGCUGGAUAAGCUCGCUGCUUUACGUGUCGACUUCACCAGGCGCAAUAUGGUGAGCGGUACAUGUUUAUCUGCAGUCGUGAUGGCUCUUCGUAUUGCACCUCUGAAUGGCUCGAACGCCAAUGUUCUGGAUGUGGAUGAAGGUCACGACGAUGGUGAAGUGGACGAUGAGUCUACAGUGCUACAAGCAGAUGUCCAGCUUGCACAAACACCCCUAGAAUUAAAUAUCGCACAUUUACCCAACCUCCUCCGACAAUUCCUCUUCGAACAGAAGCAUCCGAAUGACACUCGAGACAUCUCUGAAGUUUCAGAGUUCCACUUCCCUCAUUACGACGGCGGAAUCUCUGUCUUCAACUCCGCUUCAUCAAGAUUUUAUUCGCCGAGUGAUCUCAGUGGCAUUGGAGGCAUGCGCAUGGAAUACAUUUGUGCAUGUCGUCAGUGGCGAAACGGACAUGCUUGCAAUGACUGCAUAUUCAUUAACAUGAAACCAGAGCUCGAGGGCAUGCAGGGAUUUGACAUUGCUCGUGUUCUGUUUAUUUGGUGGUUCGACACUGUUGGCGACUCUCCUGAUGAGGACACUGGGAUGUGGAUUGUGCAGCCAGCCUAUCGUGCUAAUCACUCCCCGCAUAUGUCUAUUAUUCACAUUGAUUCGAUUUAUUGCGCAGCACAUUUAAUUCCAGUCUAUGGCGCACAGUUUGUUUCUCAUGACCUCAAGUAUUACCAGUCUUAUGAUAGUUUCCGAGCUUACUAUGUUAAUAAGUAUGCAGAUCAUCACGCCUUUGAGAUUGCUUUUUAA
Messenger RNA from Suillus plorans, 2805 nucleotides. RefSeq lists its product as uncharacterized. The transcript has 12 exons. The coding region runs from base 1 to 2805 and encodes 934 amino acids. Lineage: Eukaryota; Fungi; Basidiomycota; Agaricomycetes; Boletales; Suillaceae. The record is from RefSeq and is a predicted model, not a curated record.